AUAGUCGUUUCUGUUUUAUACUCACACUAUUGGACGGCUACAGUAUUAAGGUUUCAUAAGCGGGCCCAUUUGCAAAGCAGAACCCAUGUUGAGUUUAGCAGCCGGAAAACGGAGACGGAAAUGGACACGCCCUUUUCAGGAUUAUUGCAGUUCGGAGAAUUCUUCACUCACAUGGAAAUGCAAUUUUUGGUUGGUCGAGAGUUUCAAUUCAUUAUCAGCUGGAGCUAUAAUUCAUGGGAAAGAAUGCUAGUUGAACAUUGA
Bipolaris zeicola 26-R-13 is the source of this 261-nucleotide messenger RNA. RefSeq lists its product as uncharacterized. The record is from RefSeq and is a predicted model, not a curated record. The annotation marks the transcript as partial. The transcript has a single exon. NCBI's taxonomy places the organism in Eukaryota, Fungi, Ascomycota, Dothideomycetes, Pleosporales, Pleosporaceae.